This is a messenger RNA of Eremomyces bilateralis CBS 781.70, 3018 nucleotides long. RefSeq lists its product as uncharacterized. Lineage: Eukaryota; Fungi; Ascomycota; Dothideomycetes; Eremomycetales; Eremomycetaceae. The transcript has 2 exons. The coding region runs from base 1 to 3018 and encodes 1005 amino acids. The record is from RefSeq and is a predicted model, not a curated record.
AUGGUAGCGCUUGGAGCAGGCGAUCGAUUGAGCAGGAUCACCAUACCUGCUCGGACAAAGUCGGCCAAAACAACCUCUGUGAAGCAGCCUGCCCUUCGAUCACAGCAAGGCAAGCCGAUCGACCCCCGAGACCUGAGCAGGCGGCUAGAACUGGUCCUUGCCGAGAAACAAGCCAAGGAGCGACACCGCGAAUUUUACAGUGUGGGAAAGAAAGGAACAGCUAAAGAGAAGAAAGAAGACGGGAAUACAUUUCGGAGUCUCAACUACAACAUCGCAAACUGGUCGCUUCGUCCUACUGUACAAUCGCAGUCGGCGCAGUCGGCGCCUCGGCCGUCGUCAUUUCACCAAGCUAGCCUGGGACUAGACGUAGCUGUGGAUCAUAGCUCCGAGAAACAUCAAAGACACACGAUAGCGUUCGUUGGAGCAAAAGACGAAGUGGUACAAUCGAAAACUCAACCCAAUUUGGCAACUGUUGCAGUUCCAUCCGCACGACCAAACUCCGUCGCGACGGUGCAGCCGAUGCCCUCGUUCGAACCGGCCGUCCUAUUAUCAUUAGACGCAGUCAAAGCUCAGUAUUCUCUGCUCGAGAAUAGUGAAAAACGAGCCGUCAACGAAAAGGAAUUCCAACGCAAGCACCUUCUUGUACCCACUCGGUUACGGGACUCGCAUCAAGAGCUAUUGCCCAUGGACAGUAUUCAAGUUCCCGCCUCACCUACGAAAGCAGCUGGAAAUUCCGGACCGCGACUCGACGCAAACGAAGCCAGUCCAAACUCUGUCCAGUUCCCCACCAACGUAGCCAGCAAGUCCCUUACCGUUUACGCCGGCACGCCGCCCAUCAGGGAGUCUAUCAGGCUGGUUCCUGGACCACGAAGUGUAACUCCCAUGGCCCUCGAGAGCCCAAAUUUUCAAGCAACACGAUCCCCGGUUGAAGGAUCUGACAACACCUCGCCUUCGGUCGAUAUUUUUCCCACUAUCCCAAGUGCUGUGGCUCCCGAACAGAGCGGACAGAGUAAACAACAAACUGACCCAUUCCCUAUGUUCGAGGAAGGGUUCGCCGACACUAAGCCAGGCCCUCCUCUACAGGCACCAAAUUUUUCAACGCCGAACUUGCGUCCCUUGACUCCCAAGAGCCCGAAAGACUCGAAUCCUACAACGCGUUUAAAAGCAACGACUGCAACUCAAAAUUUUGAUCAGCUCUCUGGUGGACCGGAGGGGACCACUACAGACCAACAGGAUGCGUCCGAUCGCCCGAUAUCAUACCCUUGGGCCCCUCAAUUUCCGUCCACCGGAGCACAAUCCUCGAGUAUACGUGCUGUGGAUCCGGAACCGCUACCCAAUGUGUCUGUUACAGUAAUGCAGCAAGAUGAUGGGAAAGACUUGGGGAAAGCCGAAUUAGAUAUCGUUCUAGCAUCAACGGAGACAGAUUCGAUACAAGCGUUCAAAGACUUCAAACUCGACCUGGAACCACAACCUCAUGAUGCCGAAGAAAACGCUGCAGGUCCCGACCAAAAAGACGAUACGCAAGCGCUUGUAAAGUUGCAGCAACAGCUGAAAGAAGAGGUGGAUAAGGCACGGAAGGAGGCAGAUAUGUUCAAGACGGGGCUAAGGGAGCGGGACGGGUUUCAGGAGCUGAGACGUGAUUCAGGAACCCUUGGGGCCCUCGACAAGGGAACCAGUAUGAGAAGUCCUGACAAGAGCAAGAGCGUUGUUGGCGAGACCCAUGCGCAGAGAAGUCCCGUAGAGGUCGACCGGAGAAAAAGUCAAACUGACUCUGAAAACCGAAAAAGUCGAGAUGUUGCUGGCGGCCAGUCGCUCUUAGAUGAACGUGCCAAAACCCGGAGUAGUGUCGUCGUGGACGAAACGCUCACGGUGGCUACUAGUCCUGAUGAGGCAACCGACGAUGGAACUCGCAAGCGGCGCGGCUCUAUCAACGAGAAUCUUCAAGGAACCGGGGCAGUUGGAAUUGGAUUUUUACCUCCUGGUGAAGUGCAAAGGCGAGCAAGAAGAGAGCGUCAAAAGGCUAGGGAGGAAGCUCGUCAAAAAGCCCUUCAAGAUCUCGACCGUUCACCCAAAGAUCUACCACCAACUUCUCCUGCCCGCCAAUCUGUGAUUGGCCCCGCGCAACCAAUGAAGAGAACGCAAACGACAUCUGACCCGAAAUCCAGAAGGAAGUCGGUCGGUGCCACGAGCAUUCGUCGAGUGAAAUCAAUCUUUGGAGGAAACAAAGCCCGUCUAGGCAGCAGUGCAGAUGUUCCGGGAGGGCACACAAAACCUCCAGUCCCAACCGAGCCUCUUCCCAAAUCCAACGUCGCGUCCACUCCAGCCUCUCCCACUAAAUUCCGCCAUACAAUCAUCGAGGACACCAGGAAGCCCAGCCUGCAACCUGUGGACUCCGUCCUCCAGGACACAACCUCUCCCACUACCAGCAAAAACGAGUCCCACGGUCCCGACCAGGCAGCCAGCUCCGUCCGCACCCGCCCAGACCUCGUUCUUGACCUCCCUUUGGUCAAAAAGUUGGGGGUAGAAGCCGACGCGAUCUCACCCCAGUCCUCCCAAGUCCUCACUCCAUCCUCCCCUCACGCUCGCCCGACAACCGCGCCCGCGCCACGUUCACCAUCCAGCGUAGAACAACUCGCACCAGGUCCCCUAUCAUCCGAAUCUGCUGCACCCCUCGACGAGAAGCAGACAAAGCCACGACGACAGACGCUGGAAGAACGGAAAGUGCGGGAAUUGGCCGCCGAGCUCGGCAAGGAGGAUAUGAACGAUGCGUCGUUCAAGUUGCUGCGAGAGCGCGAGAGAGAGUCGGCGAGGAGGAAGGAAAUGGGAGCAAAAGAAUGGGGGACGGAUGGGAUGGGUGAUGAUGAGAGAGUAGAGCGAGCCGCCGGGAAUGACGGUGAAGCAGUGAAGGAGAAGACUCCAAAGAAGCCAAAGAAAGGUGAUAAGGUGGAGAUGAAAGAGAAGAAAGAGAAGAGGGGAGGCUUGAGGAAGCUUUUCAGGAUCGGGGGGAAGAAAGCGUAG